This is a messenger RNA of Portunus trituberculatus (swimming crab), 1207 nucleotides long. Its product is annotated as non-structural maintenance of chromosomes element 1 homolog. The transcript has 5 exons. The record is from RefSeq and is a predicted model, not a curated record. Gene Ontology annotation, cellular component: Smc5-Smc6 complex; nucleus. The coding region runs from base 285 to 1154 and encodes 289 amino acids. NCBI's taxonomy places the organism in Eukaryota, Metazoa, Arthropoda, Malacostraca, Decapoda, Portunidae. Gene Ontology annotation, biological process: DNA damage tolerance; double-strand break repair via homologous recombination. Gene Ontology annotation, molecular function: ubiquitin-protein transferase activity.
GCCAGUCACUAUGUCAUCAGCUGUCGUAGCAAAAGGAACCAUUGGCUGAUCGUGUUAUGGUGCCGUAACAACAAUGUCAUAAGGCGCAUGGGAACCAAACACCGAAAACUCGUGAGUGGAAUAUAUUCCUUGGCCCAGACCAAGACCCAGACCAGACAGCGCGCUCCAUCCUAUCAAAAACAAAACAAUCCACAACACGCAGGGCUCGGCGGGGCGGCAAGUGAGCGGCACAAGCUCCUUACAAAAACUAGGUGCUGAGUGCUGAGUGAGUGGUAAGCAGCAACAUGGUGUUCGGCCGUGUGCACCGCCUGUUCCUGCAGGUGAUGCUGGAGCGACGGACUGUCGACGAGAUUGAGGCGCAGAGAGUCUUGACGAACUGCUGCAAGGAGUUUGGGGAGCCGCUGCAGCAGCUGGAGCCGUUUGUGUAUGAGGUGAAUAAGGAGCUGGAGAGUGUGGAGCUGGCCCUCAAGACCACCGUGGAGGAGAGGGAGCAUAGCGACUGUCCUUGCCUGGUGCUGGUCAACCUCAUGACGGGCAAGGCUAACAGGAUGCUGUCAACCUUCUGCGAGCAAGACCUGAGCUUUGUGCAGAUUCUGGUGGGUGAGCUGGUGUCUUCAAGUGAUGGGGAGGUGAGGAUAAGCACUGCCAUCAACCUGGGCCUGUCAAUGAAGCAGAAGAUGAAGGCCAGUGUGUGUGAGAAGCUCAUCGAACGCCUGGUGGAGGAAAAGUGGCUCCUUCAGACCAACUAUGAGGCUGGUGACGUGUACCUGUCCCUGGGCAGCCUCACCACUGCCGAGAUCAACACCUACCUGGAGGAAACCUUUGCGGAGGAGAUAAACAAGUGCUUUUUUUGUACCAAACUCACUUUCAAGGGUUACCGGUGCCAGCAGUGUGAAGUGGCUGUGCAUCGUGACUGUGCCAACAAGUACUGGAAGACUUGCAAGAACACAAACUCCUGCCCCAGAGAAGGCUGUGAUGAGUACCUGGGCCCUGACACCACCACCACUGCCUCUCAGGGCAAGCGAAGGAGGACGGUGCCAGACAGCGAUGAGGAGAUGAACGAGGGGGAAGAGAACGAGGAAGAGGAAGAGGAGGAGGAGGAGCAGCAGCAGGUAGUUCGUAGGAGAAGCAGGUCACAAAGGGGGCAGAAGUGAGUGAUAUAAUGACAUAGCAGUGUUGGUCUGUGUCAUGUUCAUUGGUGUUUGAU